Molecule: messenger RNA, 2197 nt
Organism: Thrips palmi
Lineage: Eukaryota; Metazoa; Arthropoda; Insecta; Thysanoptera; Thripidae
Exons: 8
Coding region: 171-1241 (356 amino acids)
Biological process (GO): proteasome localization; nuclear protein quality control by the ubiquitin-proteasome system
Cellular component (GO): nucleus
Source: RefSeq, a predicted model, not a curated record
GACUCGCGCGGACGGUCACAGAACCGCUGAUCUCGUGUGAGCCUUCAUGGUAAGGUCAUAACAAUUGCAUCUUUGCCUCAAAUUUCGAAACGGCUAGCCAUUUCUUGCCUUAUUUCUGUAAACACUAGACACAUAACUCACCGAGGUUUUCAAGUUUUGCAAACUUCAUCAUGGAAACUCCUCCUCACGAUUUACCAACUGGAAGGCGUCAGACAAGAAGUGCUUUGUCAGAAAUACCUGCGCGCAUGGGUCUCCUUACCGUCACUGAUGAAGCUGCGACUGCUAUUGGAGAUGCUUUGACACCGUUGAAUGGCCGAUUCAGUCUUGGUGGCUUAUGGAACAUCAAUACGAAUUUGCCACCCUCGUACAUUAGUCCUUCACCAUCCCCAGAUGAGCUUGUUAUCCUUCAACGAGGAAGACGUAGAGUUCCAGUUACAUGGAGUCCUGACAUUGAUGCCACUAAACAGGCUGCAGAGAGCAUGCGAGAUUGCACACCAGUUAAAGGCAGUGGCCCUAACAGCCCCCUGAAGAAUGCUGUUGUACGUCGCAGUACUCCACGGAAAAGGCUCAUGUUGAGUGACCCCAAGGAAAUGAUUUGCUCUCCUGACAAAACUAAAACACGGCCAACUGCUUCACCCAACCCUAAAAAGACCAGAGUCGAAAGGGUUGGCCUGAAGAGUUUCUCUGGCACUUUGCACGCAGCCUUGAAGGGUCUCUCUCAAGAGCAGCUAAUUGAUGUUAUCCAAAGUUUGGUUGAGAAGCAUCCUAACUUGGAAGAUGAAAUGAAGGAGUCUUUGCCAGCCCCAGACUUAAAACCUCUUGAGGAGAGGCUCAACUAUCUAAAGAAGAACAUCUUCAAAUCUUUGCCAACCUCUCGGCUCACUUCCAAGACUGAUUCCCCAGCAUACAGCCGUGCAGCUACUCAUGUGACAGAUUUUAAGAAAUGUGUCUUGGAUCAAGGUAGAACUCUCUUAAACUCUGAACAUUGGGAUGCUGUCAUGGAUUAUGUUCUUCUGGCUUGGUCAUAUGUCCGAGCUACUCCGUUGUGGGACAACCCACCUCACAAUGCUGCAAGAAGACAGUGUUUCAAGGCUUUGGCAAGUCAGUGUAUGACAGCUCUUAAGAAGGGCACUUGGACAACCGAACAAGCAUCAAGCCUCAAAGAAAAACUUGAUGGAUUUGUGUCUGACAGUGAAGAUAUUCAUUCGUGCCUCAAGCAGCUAGAUACUAUGUGCUCAUAGCAAACAUUGCUAUCACAUGAGCUUCCCCAAAUUGUUUAUUAUGAAAGGAAACUCUUAUUUCUUUGAUUUUAUAUAGUGUGGUUGUUGCCAUUAAUUUGAUUUACCAUUGAACAUGGUAAUUCUGUGUUCAUAGACAAAUUCAAUGAAGUUUUCUAAUUAAUGUAUGAAUUGUGUGACUAGGGUAUAAUGUAAAAUUUUGUUAAUUUUACCACAUGUUUACAAUGAUUUUGUGUGGUCGGUUGUAAUGUUUGUAUCUUAUAGCUGUUCCUGAUUUUUCACAUAAGGAUUUUCCCAUCACCUUGGCUGUUGGUUAAAAGUCAAUUUUGUUUUUAAAGUGAUACAAUUCAAAAGUGGCCUUACCCCAUUGAAAUACUGUAGUGAGACUGACAGUGAAUGUGUGAGAUAAUGCAUGUAAUAAUUUGGCCAUAUGUCAUGCAGAUAAGUGUUUUUUAACUAUUCAAAAUUUUUAUUUGACUGAUGUGAGGGAAGUAGAAGUUUUCAAGGCCUAUAAUGUUUUUACCAACUUUUUAAGAAGUAAUAUUUUUUUUGAAAGGUUUAAUCUUAUUGUCUGAUGUUUUCAACUAAGUCUACUCAAGGCUUUUUCUUUCUUUCAGUAAUUUAUUGACAUCACCAAAUCUUCUUUGUUCACUUAGUCUCAAGACUCCAUGGGCAUGGUUAUGAACAUGUUGACAUUUUUAUACUUUUCAGAUUUUAAGGUGCCUUGAUAUGCAAUUAAUUAUUGUGGCAUAACAUUUUCUUUUGCAUUGUGAUUCUGGAAUAUCUAGACUUCAAAUGUGCUGUGUGGUGUUUUUGAUUGUAUACGCUUACCAUGUGCCGAUUUUGUGUUGUACUUUUAUCCAAAGUUUUAGAAAAUGUGGCGCAAGUUCACAAAAGCAUGUGCAUUUUGUGUUAAAAUCUGAUAUUUUCCAAAAUAAAUUAUUAUUCUUACACAUGUG